Molecule: messenger RNA, 1464 nt
Organism: Heterobasidion irregulare TC 32-1
Lineage: Eukaryota; Fungi; Basidiomycota; Agaricomycetes; Russulales; Bondarzewiaceae
Product: mitochondrial import inner membrane translocase
Exons: 6
Coding region: 8-1390 (460 amino acids)
Biological process (GO): protein import into mitochondrial matrix
Cellular component (GO): mitochondrial inner membrane
Molecular function (GO): protein-folding chaperone binding
Source: RefSeq, a predicted model, not a curated record
CUCAAAAAUGCUCCCUCGUAACCUUCGUCGUGCCGUCCCCGCUCCCUCUGCAUUGCGCGCAGCCGCACAUGCACAGCGCCUGGGCCAUGCGUCACCUUUCCGGAUACACUCUGCCCUCUCCUCCGCAACUGUGUCUGUGUCUUCUUCCCAGGGGUUCCAUUCGUCUGCACACAGGAAGAACGAGCUUCCAAAAUCGCCUUUUCAAACGUUUGUGGACGUGUUGAAGGACGAAUUGAGGAAGAAUAGAGAGCUGCAGGACAACGUAAAGCAGCUUCAGGGUGAUGUGGACAAGUUCCAGGACUCGGAGGCCAUGAAGAAGGCGAAGGCGGCAUAUGAGCGGGCUCGGUUGACGUCGAGCAUAAAAGAGAACCCACGGUUGCGUGCGGCAGCUGAGGACUUGCGAAAGCGUGGUGUCAAGGUCGGAGACGCCGUUGGAGAGGCGUUGAAGUCUAUGGAAGAAAGCGAUCUUGCUCGUGCGAUUUCCCGGGCAUCUGCGGCCGUCUCCUCCACCAUCGCGUCGACAACAGAGCCCAUCCGAAACACAGCAGCGUACAAAGUACUUGCUGACACUGUUAUAGAUGCGCUCGAUGAUUCGGGCACUGCGAAACAUGCCGGCUUUGAGGAGAAGGAGGCGAGGCGGAAGAGGCGGCAACUUCGUCUCGCCAAAGCUGGUAAGGAGGGUCGGAUGAAACAGCGUGUCUCCGCAAAUGCCGAAGCAGGCUCAGCCCUUGUCCUCCACGCCUCCUCCCCUCGACAGGAGCGAUGGCAGAAGCUCAAAGAGACGAAUCCUAUCCUGCGAUAUUUCGGCGAGCUCAAUCAGUCGUAUCAAGAGUCGGAAAACCCAGCAAUUAUAUCUUUACGCUCCGUCACGUCGACCAUUGGGUCAUGGUUCGACGAGAACGAGACAGCUCAAGUUAUGCGUAUGAUGAAGGCAUUAGACCCGACAUUCAGCAUGGAAUCAUUCGAAAGAGAGCUACGAGAAUACAUUGUGCCGGAGGUUGUUGACGCGUUUUUGAGUGCAGAUCGAGAAUCUCUAGGAGCGUGGUGUAGUGAAGCGACAUAUAAUGUGCUCUGGGCCACAAUGGAACAGUACCUUCGCCAAGGGCUCAUAUCCGAUUCGAAGGUGCUGGACAUUCGCCAAGUCGACGUGUCCGCUGGCAAGAUCCUAGAGAACAAUAUCCCCGUGUUUGUGGUUACGUUCGCGACGCAGGAGGUGAUGCUGUUCAGGAAUGCGAAGACACGAGAAAUUGUGGUGGGUGCAGAGAACAAAGUGGAGCAGUGUCAUUAUGCAGCCGUCAUCACGAGGGUGGAGGAGGGCCUAGACGAUGAGUUGACUGGCGGAUGGAAAGUUGUGGAGAUGGCGAGGCGUUCGGCGCGGGCAUAUCUCUAGGCUACGCAACCAACGAUGAUCUUGUGUGAUCCGGAUAUAACGUCCUUCGAUCUUUAAAAGUUUUCGCUCAAAUC